Camelus dromedarius (Arabian camel) is the source of this 2334-nucleotide messenger RNA. RefSeq names its product large 60S subunit nuclear export GTPase 1 (gene LSG1). The transcript is spliced from 14 exons. Lineage: Eukaryota; Metazoa; Chordata; Mammalia; Artiodactyla; Camelidae. Gene Ontology annotation, biological process: ribosomal subunit export from nucleus. The record is from RefSeq and is a predicted model, not a curated record. Bases 61 to 2037 code for a protein of 658 amino acids. Gene Ontology annotation, molecular function: GTPase activity; GTP binding. Gene Ontology annotation, cellular component: cytosol.
AAAAAGACCGAAAACAAGCGUGGGUCUGGCAGAGACAUUUUGUGGGCAGGUUUUGCAGGAAUGGGUCGCAGGAGAGCGCCGGAGGCUAGGUCCCUCGGCCGGGCUCUCAUCCGCCAGCAAGUUCAGCGGAGCCGUAGCCACCGUCACACCGACUCCUGGCUGCACACGAGUGAACUCAAUGAUGGCUAUGAUUGGGGUCGUCUUAACCUUCAGUCAGUGACUGAACAGAGCUCCCUUGAUGACUUCCUUGCAACUGCAGAACUUGCAGGAACAGAGUUUGUAGCAGAGAAGCUUAAUAUUAAGUUUGUGCCUCCUGAGGCUAGAACUGGACUACUGUCUUUUGAGGAAAAUGAGAGAAUUAAGAAACUCCAUGAAGAAAACAAACAGUUCUUGUGUAUACCAAGGAGACCAAAGUGGGACCAAAAUACUAGCCCAGAAGAACUCAAACAGGCAGAGAAAGAUAGCUUUCUAGAAUGGAGACGUCAGCUUGCCCGGUUGGAAGAGGAACAAAAGCUGAUACUGACUCCAUUUGAGAGGAAUUUGGACUUUUGGCGCCAGCUCUGGAGGGUGAUUGAGAGAAGUGAUAUCGUGGUCCAGAUAGUAGAUGCUCGAAAUCCGCUCCUGUUUAGAUGUGAGGAUUUGGAAUGUUACGUGAAAACAAUGGACGAGGACAAGGAGAAUGUGAUUCUGAUAAAUAAGGCAGACUUGCUGACUGCUGAGCAGCGGGGUACCUGGGCCACGUUCUUUGAAAAGGAGAACGUCAAGGUCAUUUUCUGGUCUGCUUUGGCUGAAGCCAUUCACCUGAUUGGUGACACCAAGGACGAAGUAAACGGAGACACUGGAGAAGCCAUCACAGCUGAGUCUGAAAACUCCAGUUGCGACGAGGCUGAAAUUCCACAUGAUGAGACUGAACAUCUCCAAGGCAGGGGUUCUGUCUCACUCAGUGAAGUUGCCAGCAGUGAUGAAGAGGACAGUGUGUAUGAGGACUGUCGCGAGGAGGAGGAAGAUUGGCAGACGUGUUCGGAAGAGGGCAGCAACCCCGAUGAGGAGGCCUGUGGCCAGAACUGGAAUGAAAGUUGGACUGUGGAUUCUGAGGCUCAAGGAAGGAAGACCCUGCAGAAGAGGCAAAUACACAAUUUUAGCCACCUGGUGUCAAAGCGGGAAUUAUUGGAGAUCUUUAAGCAGCUACACUCUGGAAAGAAGGUGAAGGAGGGACAACUUACUGUUGGACUGGUGGGCUACCCGAAUGUUGGUAAGAGUUCAACAAUCAACACCAUCAUGGGCAACAAGAAAGUAUCUGUGUCUGCCACACCUGGUCACACCAAGCACUUCCAGACUCUCUAUGUGGAACCUGGCCUCUGCUUAUGUGACUGCCCAGGCCUGGUGAUGCCGUCCUUCGUCUCUACCAAAGCCGAGAUGAUCUGCAGUGGAAUCCUCCCGAUUGACCAGAUGAGAGACCACGUCCCACCUGUAUCACUAGUUUGCCAGAAUAUUCCGAGACAUGUUUUAGAAGCUACCUAUGGCAUCGACAUCAUAAAGCCGAGAGAGGAUGAAGAUCCCCAUCGACCUCCCACGUCAGAAGAACUGUUGACAGCUUAUGGAUAUAUGCGAGGGUUCAUGACCGCCCAUGGACAGCCUGACCAGCCCCGAUCUGCACGCUACAUCCUGAAGGACUACGUCAGCGGGAAGCUCCUGUACUGUCACCCUCCCCCUGGAAGAGAUCCCAUGACCUUUCAGCAUCAGCACCAGCGACUCCUAGAGAACAAAGCAAAUGGUGGUGAAAUUAAAAUGCAGCUGAGCGGAAAUAAAAGAGCAAAUCAGAUUGAAAAUGUAGUGGACAAAACUUUUUUCCAUCGAGAAAAUGUGAGAGCUUUGACCAAAGGAGUCCAGGCUGUGAUGGGCUACAAGCCUGGGAGUGGCCUGGUGACGGCAGCUACUGUGAGCUCUGAGAGAGGGCCUGGGAAGCCCUGGAAAAAACAUGGCAACAGAAAUAAAAAAGAGAAAAGUCGUAGACUCUACAAGCACCUGGAUACGUGAACUUGGGCUGCAACAGAAAUGGUAUCUGCAUUGUGCAUCUGUGGUGCUGUAGGGGGGGCCUGCCCUGGGGACGCGCACCCACACCCAACAGCCAGUGUCGAGACCAAGGGCUCCUCGGAGGACCGGCUCUGACAGUCAGUCAUCUCGGAGCCGCAGAAACCUGCUCCUCCAGAAGGCUGGACUUAAGAUGAGGGAAUGAAUGGUGUAUAUUUACUUAUGAAAACUUGUAUGCAAAUGCGUAGUCAUUUGUAAAUUGGGAGUUUUUUGAAAAGACAUUAAAAUUAAAUUGUCACUUAA